AUGGUCAGUGAAAUCAGCAUGACUAAUAUUGAAGUUGUCAGUACCAAAGAAGACUGCCUUGACAAUUUAGAAGGAUAUUUUAAUGCCGUUAACACAUUAAUGCGUGAAAUUCGUUCUUUACUUGAACAGCUAACUGGUAUGCUUAAAAUACAAGUCUACCGUGAAGAGAUACGUGGAAAGAUCUUGAAACAAGCUUCAAUUCAAUUCUCAGCUCUUCAAAGAAAUGAAGAAGAGAUGGCAAGCCAUAUUGUCAAAGACGAAGAGGACAUCGCAAAAUUAGGAGAAACUGAAAAGAACUUUGCGAAGAGAUUCAAUGUAGACGAAUCUGAACUUAAAAGGUUUGAAGAUUCCGUCGAAAAGAGAUUAUUCCAAAUGGAAGAGAAAAUGAACUCAAAGGACACCAACAUUUCUGGGUCAAAAUUCCCAUCGCUACAUGAGAUUUUGGCCAGAGUGGGAAAGCACUUUCCGCACUUAAUCAUCUAUGGGAGCCAUGGAUUGCUUACAAAUUGCAACAAGAAUUAUAGUGACGUUUCAUUAUCAAUCACUAACGACACAACUCUGAAAGAGGAACAUCUUGAAGACCCGGCUCGUACCAUAAUGAACAUACAAGAUCUAUUAACUGGAGAACAUAUUCGUUUUCAAGACUUGAGAAACUUCCUAUAUUCCUGCAGCCAGGAUGAUACUUGUAGUUAUCUUACUGAUCUACGAGGAUUGAUCGUGGACUGA
Vanderwaltozyma polyspora DSM 70294 is the source of this 726-nucleotide messenger RNA. RefSeq names its product Tkp3 protein. Bases 1 to 726 code for a protein of 241 amino acids. NCBI's taxonomy places the organism in Eukaryota, Fungi, Ascomycota, Saccharomycetes, Saccharomycetales, Saccharomycetaceae. The transcript has a single exon. The record is from RefSeq and is a predicted model, not a curated record.